AUGUCGGAUUCUGAAAGUCUUCAUUACGUGGUAAUGCUCUUUCAACCACCGGCCGCCGAGUGGAUUUUUAAUCACCGAGCAAACAACCCGGUGGUGACGUUGCUAGAAUUCUUGGAAGACGUGUGCUACAGGUUUGAUCCACAGAGUUUUCGUAAUAGCAUUGGUCCGUUGUCCAAGUUGGUUCAGACGGGUUCGGUGACCGAAUAUCACGAUACUUUUGAACGCUACCUUAACAGAGUUCAAGGUCUUUCCGGGGAGGCACUGAUCCCGAUUUUAAUUACUGGUCUUAAGGAACCUAUACAAGAGACAUUGGAGUUACAACAGCCAGGCUCCCUGGCUGAGGCUAUGGCUUUGGCCUUGUGGCUAGCGGCGUCACACGAGGUGCGCCAACUUCCGCCGAGUCGCGGAAAAUGGCCAAUCCGGGAUUCAUGUUUUUUCCCUAUCAGUCAGAGCCCACCCGUCGGCCAGUCGGACAUGCCAGCCAAGGAUCCGACAAAAAUAAGCUUCAAACCGAUUCGAGUUUCGAACGCAGAGAAGGCAGAGCGCUCACGAAAGGGGCUAUGCUAUCAUUGUCUGGAAAAGUGGACACUGGGCCAUGUGUGCAAACAGAAGAUGCUUUCUUAUGUGGGCGAGGAUGAGGGUGACAACGGGCGAGAUGAGUCGGAUGGCGAUGAAGAAGGCGAUACAAUUAUCGCCGCAGAUUUGUCGCAUCUUCACGCCUUGGCAGGAGGCACUAAAGCUCGUCCGUUCAAUGUUGUGGGUACAAUCGGGAAGACGACAAUGGGUAUACUUAUUGAUACUGGCAGCACACACAAUUUCCUUCAUCCACGAGUAGCGAAAGAAUUACAGUUAGCGCUGACUCCUAUUAGACCGUUUCCUGUUUAUGUGGACAACGGUGCAUCGUUAAUCUGCUCACAUAUCGCACGUCGUACCAAGCUAUUUGUUCAUGGGGUUGACUUCCUCAUUGAUCUGCACAUUAUGGAGAUCCACAGUCCGGAUAUUGUAUUGGGAAUGGAUUGGCUAGAGUCGUUGGGCAAGAUCUCUGCCGAUUUUGUUGGGAAAACAUUGGAGUUCAGUCGGAACGGUGUCCGGGUGACACUGCACGGCGUCCAGCCUUCACCUCGCCUCAUCUCCUUGCAGUCUUUGGCAAUGCUCACGGCUCAUUCGUCAAGCCACGAGUUUUAUGAAAUUAUUAGGGUGGAAUCGGAAGGUGUUACGGCCGUGACACCGGCAGAUGAGGAGUUUCCACCUGAUACCCCAGCGGAUAUUCGGCACGUCUUGGAGCAGUUCCGCCAGAAUAAUGAGAUCGAGCGCCAGGUGCAGGACAUGCUAGAGCAGGGUAUAAUUCAACGGAGUCACAACCCCUUCUCGUCCCCGGUCCUCCUCGUCUGGAAGAAGGAUGGGACAUUCAGAUUUUGCAUUGAUUACCGGACGCUGAAUUUGGCUACGUUUCCUGAUCAUUUCUCUAUUCCGACGAUACGCAUGCAUGACUCCGAUGUUUUCAAGAUGGCUUUCCGGACCCACGACAGUCACUUGGAGUUCCUGGUUAUGCCGUUUGGCCUCACCAAUGCCCCCCCAACGUUAGAGGAGCACUGUUCGCACUUGGCAGAGGUAUUAAAGUUGCUGCAGACACAUCAGUUCUUUGUCAAGCUUUCCAAAUGUUCUUUCUGCGGCACGACGAUGGAGUAUUUGGGUCACUUGGUGUCGGACGGAGUUUUGAAGGCAGAUCCGGCUAGGAUCGUACCAAUGACUUCGUGGCCCCCGCCUAAGACGGUCAAGCAGCUGCGUGGUUUUUUGGGACUGACGGGUUACUAUCGUCGAUUCGUCGCGAAUUAUGCUAUGAUCGCGGCCCCGCUCACAGAUCUCCUUAAAAAGGAGGCAUUCGUUUGGUCCCCGGAGGCGGAGGAAGCGCUCUCGGCCCUCAAGCAGGCUAUGACGUCGGCCCCAGUCCUGAGCCAGCCUGAUUUUGACAAACAGUUCUGCAUAGAGACAAACGCUUCAGACAUUGGCAUCGGGGCGGUACUCAUCCAGGAUAAACACCUGAUUGCCUAUUUCAGUAAGAAAUUGGGACCUCGACGCCGUGUAGCGUCGACUUAUCACAAGGAACUGUACGCCAUAGUGGAGGCAGUACAGAAAUGGCGGCAGUACCUUCUUAGGCGUGACUUCAUCAUUCGAAGCGAUCAAAAGAGCUUGAAGGAUCUCCUGCAACAGAUUGUCCAAACCCCGGAUCAACACCUCUAUGUGCGGAAGCUAAUGGAUGCAUUGUCCCGGCGGGACAACAGCGACGAAAAUUCCAGCGGCGACGAUCCCGGGGAGACGGUGGCUGCAUUGAACGCGGCUGAGGAGCAGCUGACGGUGAACGAAGCAGCUUUGUUCACCGCUAUUGCUCAACCGAUACCCAAAUUAUUGGACUCGCUGCGUGCGGAGACGUCGCAGUUACCCGACUUACCUCAGCACCAACUCCAAGUUCAAACGGACCCUCUUGACGGAACACCACUGCACGCCACUUGCGGGCCAUCCGAGGCACGAGCGAAAGUUUCACCUGCUGUCGUCGGGGUUUUAUUGGCCAAAUAUGCACAAAGAUGUGAAGAAAUUUGUCGAAUCUUGUGCGGUGUGCCAAUCGACGAAGUAUUCCACUCAAAAGCCUGCAAGGUUGUUGCAGCCACUGCCGAUUCCCUCGCAAGUCUAGGAAGAUGUGUCCAUGGACUUCAUUACGGGUCUUUCCCCUCUCGAGGGUAUACCGUGAUCAUGGUGGUGGUGGACCACCUCUCCAAGUACGCACAUUUUGCCCCAUUGCCUACCAAAUUUGAUGCAUUACGGGUGGCGCAUUUAUUCAUUAACACAGUGGUCCGGCACCAUGGAUUUCUGAAGACGUUGGUUUCUGAUAGGGACUCGGUGUUCUUGAACGCCACUUGGGAAGAAAUGCUCCGUCUAAGUGGCGCCAAAUUACAUUUUUCCACGGCUUACCAUCCGCAAUCCGAUGGCCAGACGGAGGUACGAAACAGAGGCUUGGAGCAAUAUCUGCGAGCGUUCACAGCUGAUCGCCCUUCUAAGUGGUGUAUUCUGCUACCUUGGGUUGAGCUCUCCCUUAAUUGUUUCCACCACGCCGCACUAGGGAUGUCACCUUUCCGAGCCCUUCAUGGUUGA
Molecule: messenger RNA, 3147 nt
Organism: Salvia splendens (bonfire salvia)
Lineage: Eukaryota; Viridiplantae; Streptophyta; Magnoliopsida; Lamiales; Lamiaceae
Exons: 6
Coding region: 1-3147 (1048 amino acids)
Biological process (GO): DNA integration
Molecular function (GO): nucleic acid binding
Source: RefSeq, a predicted model, not a curated record